AUGAAUAGGACCGUGGCUUUCAGCACAGUGAUCCUACCCCAAAGAAACUGGAGUCUCCCAUAUCAUCUUCUCCGCUGUCAGAACACUACGGACCUGACCAUCUUUCUGGCCACCUCGUAUAGUUUGGAGACUGUCUUGGGAAUUCUAGGAAACACGUGCUUGAUGGGGAUCCUCGCCAGGCAGAAGGAAAAAGCCACCGCCACCAACGUUCUGAUCACCAAUCUGAUUGCUUCAGAGUUGCUCAUGUGCAUCUUCUGCCUGCCCUUCACUGUCGUCACCAUCUUGUUGAACUACUGGGUAUUUGGGGCGGCCAUGUGCAAGAUGACCAACUUUAUCCAGUGCACGUCCAUGACGGUGUCCAUCCUGUCUCUCGUCCUCAUCGCCGUCGAAAGGCACCAGCUCAUCCUCAACCCCACGGGCUGGAGGCCCGGCUUCUCCCAAGCCUACCAGGGCAUCGCGGCCACUUGGAUCUUUGCUUCUCUCUUGUCCCUGCCAUUCGUGACCAACUCGACCCUGAGAGUCGGCGCCUUCAAGUGGUACGCCGGCAUUGUGGACACGUAUGCGGAUAAGGCCAUCUGCACUUGCCUCUGGUCUUCCGAGGAGUACAGGCUCGCCUACGCCACAGUUCUGAUGCUGCUACAGUAUUGCGUCCCCCUUGCCGCCAUCCUGGUGUGCUACCUGCGCAUCUACCUUCGCCUCCAGAAGAGAAAGGGCAUGUUUGAGAAGAGUGAGCCCAGCCGCCGGACGAUCCACUUGACGCACAUUAAUCUCUUGCUGGCUGUCAUGGUGGCUGCCUUUGCCAUCUGCUGGCUGCCGUUGCAUGUUUUCAAUGGCAUCAACGACUGGGACUACAAACUCAUCUCCCACUGCCUCCACGACUUGAUCUUCUCGCUGUGCCACCUGACCGGCAUGGCUUCGGCCUGCGUCAACCCCAUCAUUUACGGCUUUCUGAACAAAAACUUCAAGAAGGAAGUGAAGGCCCUGCUCCUCAGUUGCCGCCGCCGCCCUUCGGAGCAAGAAUACGAGCAUCUACCUCUGCCGACCGUGCAGACGGAGGCCUCGAGGGCUUCCCUGAAGCUAAGCGGUCAGCAGGAUCCCAUCUAG
Messenger RNA from Gekko japonicus, 1104 nucleotides. RefSeq names its product neuropeptide Y receptor type 4-like. Gene Ontology annotation, biological process: G protein-coupled receptor signaling pathway. The record is from RefSeq and is a predicted model, not a curated record. The coding region runs from base 1 to 1104 and encodes 367 amino acids. Gene Ontology annotation, molecular function: neuropeptide binding; pancreatic polypeptide receptor activity. The transcript has a single exon. Gene Ontology annotation, cellular component: plasma membrane; neuron projection. Lineage: Eukaryota; Metazoa; Chordata; Lepidosauria; Squamata; Gekkonidae.